ACCACUUGGAUUAAGGAUUCCAGUGGAGCGAGGAGGAACCUUCAAGUGCUGGGUCAGGGAAACUAAACUACAGGUCUGUGCUCCUUCAAACGGACACUCAGAAGAGCAACUGAAGAGAUGGACAGAUGGAACCAGGAGGAACACCAGGCCGGGGCUGACACAGACUAACAUGACCUCUCCAUCUGGCUAUUUAACCUGAUCUAACCCUUCUGAAGACUGUUACAGGACAGAUGACUGACCAUUUGGACUGAAAUCCCGCAGAAGUUGGAGGCAGUUCACUAUGGAUUUAUACAAAUGUUUGAGUAUACUUGUCUUCAGUCUUCCUCCACAAGUUUGUUUCCAAGUUGGACCUCGUGCCCACGCUGAAGAGAGGCUGCUCCAUGAUCUGUUCGUACAUUACAAUAAGCUCUCCCGGCCUGUGGAAAACACCUCAGACACAGUGCUAGUCCACUUUGGACUGUCUAUUGCCCAGCUUAUUGAUGUGGAUGAGAAGAACCAGAUGAUGACCACAAACGUCUGGGUCAAGCAAGAAUGGAACGAUUACAAACUCCGCUGGAACCCGGAAGAAUACGAAAAUGUAACUUCCAUCCGUAUACCCUCAGAGAUCAUCUGGAGGCCCGACAUCGUCCUCUACAACAACGCUGAUGGCGACUUUGCGGUAACUCACCUCACUAAGGCACAUCUGUUCUAUGACGGUCAGAUAAAAUGGAUGCCACCGGCCAUUUACAAGUCUUCAUGCAGCAUAGAUGUCACCUUUUUUCCUUUUGACCAGCAAAGCUGCAAGAUGAAGUUUGGCUCGUGGACCUAUGACCGCGCCAAAAUCGAUCUGAUCAGCAUGGCCAGUGAUGUGGACCAGAUGGACUACUGGGAGAGCGGCGAGUGGGUCAUUGUCAAUGCUGUGGGCAAGUACAAUACCAAAAAGUAUGAAUGCUGCACAGAGAUCUACGCAGACAUCACUUACUACUUCAUCAUCCGGAGGCUUCCGUUGUUCUACACCAUUAACCUUAUCAUCCCCUGUCUUCUUAUCUCCUGUUUGACUGUGUUGGUGUUUUAUUUGCCAUCGCAAUGUGGAGAGAAGAUCACCUUGUGUAUCUCAGUGUUACUGUCCCUAACGGUAUUCCUCCUGCUGAUCACAGAGAUCAUACCAUCUACAUCACUGGUUAUUCCACUGAUUGGUGAAUAUCUGCUGUUCACCAUGGUCUUUGUCACACUCUCCAUCAUAAUUACUGUCUUUGUGCUGAAUGUACAUCACCGAUCACCACAAACCCAUGGCAUGCCUCACUGGGUGCGGAGAGUAUUUUUGGACAUGGUGCCUCGAGUCCUCUUCAUGAAGCGUCCGCCAGGCACAGCCAAGCAGAACUGCAAAAAGCUUAUCGAGAUGAUGCACCGUCCUACCACCAUAUCUGCAACAGGCAAUUCACAAGCCUUUUGGACAGGGUUAGAGACAGGGUUGAGACAGAUGGGGCAGGUAGAGAAUACACUCCUAAAGACUCCAUCCAACAGUCCAAGCAUCCUUGUCUGCUCACCUUCUCCAGUCUCUUCCCCUCUUGAGAACCGCAACGAGGAUGAUCACCCACUAAAGGCCAACAUUUUCUGCCAGUCCGCAUCCGGUCAGUAUUCAGUUCUCUCCGAGAAACAGCCUCUACGUGCCCACAACUCUGCAGCCUCGUCUUCUUCCCAAUUGUCCUUGGCCCCAACAUUGCCACUGGGCCCACUCUGCAGCCUAUCCACGGAAGAACCAAUUACACUGGCCCCAAAUGGCCGAUCUCUCAGCGUAGAGCAAAUGUGUGACCAACAGAAGGAGCUUCCUCAGAGAGCUGGGCAUCGGUGUCGCUCCAGCAGCUUCCAGUACUGCUGUCUGCAUGAUGAAGGGCCUGGGCUCAUGGCAAUUGCAGGGUGGGUGAAAAAACAAAGCCCUACAGAUCACUUAGCAGAAACCCUCACAGUAGAGUCCACUAAAGACCUGCGUACUCAACAGGGCACCUUGGUUUCAACUAUUUCCCCAGCUAUGCAACGGGCCAUAGAAGGAGUUCAGUAUGUCGCUGAUCAUCUCAGGGCUGAGGAUGCAGAUUUUUCAGUGAAAGAGGACUGGAAGUAUGUGGCCAUGGUCAUUGACCGGAUAUUCCUCUGGAUGUUUGUACUGGUGUGCAUACUGGGAUCUGUGGGACUCUUUCUUCCUCCUUGGCUGGCAGGAAUGAUCUAGAAUCUCACCAUUGAAGGAAACUACUACUAACACUGAAAGGAAGACUUAUCUUGUACAAAAAAAUCAUUUAUCUUUUAAUUUUUCUAAGGAACUACAAGUCACACUCCUUGAUGUUGCCUCAGGUUAUCAAAAGGUUACUCACGGAGAAACGAGAUAAAAUAUCUCUCAUUGAUUCCAGUGGGCAUAUAAAUUCUUUAUGAGGGCAAAAGGCCAACAGCGAAAAUAUCGCUCCACACCAUUCCAUUUUGACAUUGAGCCGUAUAGCUCAUGCUGUCACCUUCAUAAAAUAAAACAGAAUAAGAAGAAGAAGAAGAAAGUUUAGUGAGAUUAGAACGUAAGAUGUUUAGAGUUAAGUUCGGUUUUGAGUUUAAAUUUUAACAUUCCAAUUACAAUGUCAAUGUUAUAGUAUCCUUACAGUGUGUGUGUGAAUGUGUGUUCAGGUGUGACACUUUUUUUCAAUAGUCACUGCUUAGGUAAGCACACAUACAGCUGUGUGAUUUUCAAAGUAUUCAAAUAAACGCAUCUAUUCAAUAUUUCUUUGUCCAGUCAUGGAUAGCCCUUCCCCCCUUAACCCCA
Sander lucioperca (pikeperch) is the source of this 2779-nucleotide messenger RNA. Its product is annotated as neuronal acetylcholine receptor subunit alpha-2-like. Gene Ontology annotation, cellular component: synapse; neuron projection; postsynaptic membrane. The record is from RefSeq and is a predicted model, not a curated record. NCBI's taxonomy places the organism in Eukaryota, Metazoa, Chordata, Actinopteri, Perciformes, Percidae. Gene Ontology annotation, molecular function: acetylcholine-gated monoatomic cation-selective channel activity; transmembrane signaling receptor activity. Bases 281 to 2203 code for a protein of 640 amino acids. Gene Ontology annotation, biological process: nervous system process; signal transduction; chemical synaptic transmission. The transcript is spliced from 6 exons.